CCGUGGCCCCUCGGGGUCACCCAGGAAGACAAGCAACUUUCUCCCAUACUUCUCGGUCUGUCUGCCUUCCCCACUCAGCUUUGAAUGAGACGCAGGGAGAGGGGGCGCGAGAGGGCUCGGGGCUAGGGGAGGAGCCGCGAAAGCUGCCCCCGGGGGUGGGCCUGGACCUGCGCGGACAGCGGGGCACCCCCCCCACUCCCUUCCCGGCGCUCCAGGAACGUCCCCGGUGCGUCCUGGGUCUGUCUGCGCGGAGUUCCCCGGGGCGCGAGGGGAGGGGACUGGAGAAAGAGGAGGGCCGGGCAGCGGAGGGGAGGAGGCGGUGCGUGCCUCGCCUGCCAAAGGGAGAUCUGCUCCUCUGCGUGCGAUCCCCGGCGCCCGCGCGCGCCCACAGCGCUCCGCCAGAGCCGCCGCCGCGGACUCGCCGAGAGUGGGGGUCUCCGCUGGUGCCAGCCCGCUUCUGGAGACCCUCCGCCUCCUGCCAACCCCUGCUCUUCCAGGUCGGGCCCCGGGGUUCUGCGGCUGUUAGGGACAGAGGCAAAGAAGGGCAGGACGGUCUGGUUUCCCGUGGAUGUUCCCGCCCGAGAAAGACAGCAAGUUGUUGUGCGCCCGGGACGCGGGAGGGAAGGUAGCCGCCGCCCGCCAGCCAUGGACCAUCAUCUUUAGUGCAGAGGAUGGAAAGUUGAUGCCCGGUAAGACUGAAGAUCAUUCUGCAUUACGGAACUGUGGAUUAUCUGUGGGUCCCCGGUGAUUUCACACCUUCAUUCACUCCUGCAGUCCCUGAACACUUACUUGGGGUCCUCAUUGCCCUAUCUGGUGAAAGAUGGCAUCCAGCCUGACUUGUACUGGAGUAAUCUGGGCUUUGCUGUCUUUUCUUUGUGCUGCCACCUCCUGCGUGGGGUUCUUUAUGCCUUACUGGCUCUGGGGAUCACAGCUGGGCAAGCCUGUGUCCUUUGGUACCUUCCGGAGGUGCUCAUAUCCUGUGCAUGAUGAGAAUCGGCAGAUGAUGGUGAUGGUGGAGGAAUGUGGGCGCUAUGCCUCCUUCCAGGGCAUCCCCAGCGCAGAAUGGAGGAUCUGCACCAUAGUGACCGGCCUGGGUUGUGGCCUCCUCCUCCUGGUGGCGCUCACUGCCCUCAUGGGUUGCUGUGUUUCCGACCUCAUCUCCAGGACAGUGGGAAGAGUGGCUGGAGGAAUUCAGUUUCUUGGGGGCUUGUUGAUUGGUGCUGGCUGUGCCCUCUACCCCUUGGGCUGGGACAGUGAGGAAGUCCGGCAGACUUGUGGCUACACUUCUGGCCAGUUUGACCUGGGGAAUUGUGAAAUCGGCUGGGCCUACUACUGCACGGGAGCAGGUGCCACUGCCGCCAUGCUGCUGUGCACAUGGCUGGCUUGCUUUUCGGGCAAGAAACAGAAGCACUACCCAUACUGAGAUGGAGCCACCAAGAGCAGACAGAGGAGAAGAUGGGCCAAAGGGGCUUGGAGAGGUCAAAACAUCCACCUACCUUCAAAAGGUGGGAUAGUAGUUCUAAUCCAAUACAAUGCUAAUAAAAUGAAACCCGAUAAAAUCAGGAACAUGAUAUAGGAAGGAAGGAUUGUAGGAGAUUUGUGGGGGAAAAAAAAAGGAGAGUAUAGAAUGAUGGAGAAAAAUGGACCAAAGGCUAAAAAUAUUGCAGAGCAUCGGGUGUUUCUAUUCCACAGAGUAUUGUUAAUGUACAACACACACACACACACACACACACACACACACACAACAAAUCUACAUAUGCAAACAAAGGUUUGGGUAUUAGUUUUUUUUUUUUUUUUAAGGUGAGGACUCAGAAAAUCAAAGGGCUAGUAGAAACAGUGUUAUGUUGGGAAGCAGGGUACCCCCAAAGAUGUUCCCUGUAGGUCACGGCACUCCCAAAAGCACACAAGCACAUACAGACAUAUGCAUCCCCACACACGCCCAUGCACAAACAUGUGGAUUAUCGCACAGACUGUAUGGGAGGUUUAGUGGUGCAUUUCUCCUCUGUUUUCUUUUUAAUAUACAUUUAAAAUACAGUAUUAUCACUUUAUAAAACAUACAUUAAGCCUAAUAAAUGGACCAAUAAGCCAAACUAUCAGUAUUUUGUAUAUCCUGCAUAAACUCUAAUUUAGUUCCUCAACAUAUUUUCAGUGUUUAUGCAGACCUUUAGAGUUAAGCCUUUGUAUUUCCAUGUUAUUCAACAAUAUGCAAUAUUUCUCUGAGUAGCUUCUGCUAUGAUAUUCUUAUGAAGAAAAGGGGCAACUUUCUGUCCACUAUAGGAGAGAAUUCAGCCGAAGAUAUGAGAGAUAUUUUCCAGUCAUUGGAUCGUGUUUUCUUUUGUCCAUUAUUGUUCUGUGCUGUACCACAUUGAUUUCUAUAUUCAUUUUGUAAAAAAUUUAAAAGUGCUAUUUUGUUUGUAUUUGAAAAUCUCUGUGAAUAAAUUCUCUCUUUGAUCAAUA
Messenger RNA from Gorilla gorilla gorilla (western lowland gorilla), 2457 nucleotides. It is a transcript of the gene LHFPL6, whose product is annotated as LHFPL tetraspan subfamily member 6. The transcript has 4 exons. The record is from RefSeq and is a predicted model, not a curated record. The coding region runs from base 821 to 1423 and encodes 200 amino acids. Lineage: Eukaryota; Metazoa; Chordata; Mammalia; Primates; Hominidae. Gene Ontology annotation, cellular component: membrane.